Oppiella nova is the source of this 1023-nucleotide messenger RNA. Lineage: Eukaryota; Metazoa; Arthropoda; Arachnida; Sarcoptiformes; Oppiidae. The record is from the annotation of a GenBank genome assembly.
AUGUUCUUGACUUUAACACCAAAAGAGAUACUGGAGCUGUCAUUUUGGUGGAAUCCCAAAACCGUGGGAAAGCGAAUCGGAGUGCUGUGUAGUAUGAUCGGCACAACACCCGUUAUGGCAACGGCACCCAUGCCUUCGUGUUCAAUGAAGAUCUUUGUUUCCGACACCACCAACGAGAUUGUGGCCGAGAAUGUCAAGAUUGGCGACAAACUUACCCUCGCUAUUGCCAUUGACUACCAAGAUAUCUAUGGCAUGAAAGUAACCAAUUGUCUGGUUCGGGAUGGACUCAAUUGGGGCGAACAGCCCCUUAUUAAUGAUGAUGGUUGUCCGGUCGAUGAAGAGAUUAUGGGAUCGUUUGAAUACACUCAAAACCUGACCAGAGGUGUGGUAGCAUUUCAUGCCCACAAAUUCCCAUAUACUUCAUCCGUGUACUACCAGUGCAAUGUCAGACUCUGUCUGAAAGAGGCCGGUGGUUGUGAGGAUGUGCCUCCCGAUUGUGAUAAAAAUGGACGUAAUUUUAGACUCCGGAAGAGGAGAGACACGAGUGAUCUGAUAGAAGACGGAGCGCUGGCAGAUGUGCGUCGGGAUGAUGUCAGGGAUCUUAGUAUUGAAGUCUAUUCAGGGCUUUACGUCAACGAUAAUGAAGACGAAGAGAGCGAAGGUGAAGAGUCAGAAGCAAAGCAGUCUAUUAUAGACGAAGAGUUUUGUAUAUCAAUGCGAAAGUUUGCAAUCGGAGUGGCGAUCGCCAGUCUCUUACUAAUGCUGGCCGUCAUUCUUCUGGUCGCAUGUAUUCUGCAGCGAAGGAGGAGAAGGAAAGGCGCGUCCACUACUGCCAGCUCUAUCUAUUCGGGCCCCUACUCUAAUCGCGCCUACAGUAGGGAUUAGUCUCAUCUCAUAAGUUAUUUUUUAAAAUUUUUUGUAAAUCAUUUUCAUCGCAAUUUUGAUAUAAAGUUUGUACAGAAGUUGAGAUUUAUUUGUAAAUUAUAAACCAUUGCCUCCUUUGACUCCUUUAAUUAUUUAUAA